AUGGAGCACCAAGCAGCUCACGAUGAGCUAGUAUCCCAGUUCUGUGCUAUGUCUGGCACUGAUGCCGCAGUAGCUCAAGAAUACCUGGCGGCCAGCGAAUGGGACCUCGAAGCCGCAGUGACCGAGUUCUUUGCCGAGCAGGACGAAGCUAUGCAGGGCGCAAACACAGGCUCAGGGCAGCGCCUAGGAGCGGAAACGGGACCAGUCGCCGGUCGCACACUCGGUGGGAGUUCAUCCCAGUCUCCAUCCACUACCCCGCAGCCGUCCUCAUCGCGCAGGACCGGACCGAAGAAGAGAUUCGCGACGUUGGGCGAUUUUGCCUCCGGGGCUGGUGAAUCCUCGGAGGAGGAGGACUCCGUGAAUCAGGAUUUCUUUGCGGGAGGGGAAAAGUCUGGUCUCGCCGUGCAGAACCCGGACGACAUCAAGAAGAAGAUUAUCGAGAAGGCCAAGAGAACUCAGCCGCCCUCCUCGGAUGAACCAAGCAGACAGUCGCACUUCACGGGCACAGCACGUACCCUCGGUGGCGAUGAUGCUCCGAGCAGGGUAAUCGAAGCCCCGAGCGCGCCCGCUACGCAAGUGCCGCAACGAGUCCAGAGAACGCUUCAUUUCUGGGCCGACGGAUUCUCCGUCGACGAUGGCGAGCUGUACCGCUCCGAUGACCCCCGGAACGCAGAGAUCUUGGAGGGGAUCCGACAGGGUCGUGCUCCCCUCUCGAUCAUGAACGUACAGUCUGGCCAAGAGGUGGACGUGGAAAUCAACCAGCACGAGGAGAAAUACGUCAAGCCGAAGCCCAAGUACAAACCCUUUUCUGGCCAGGGGCAGCGACUGGGAAGCCCUACGCCUGGCGUGUCGACCUCUGCCGCGGCCCCAGCUCCAGCUCCAGCUCCAGCAAGUCAGGCCUCGGAGCCACCUAAGCCUACUGUCGAUGAAUCUCAGCCCACCAUCACCCUGCAAAUCCGCCUUGGCGAUGGCACACGACUGACGUCUCGCUUCAACACUACCCACACAAUUGGGGAUGUCUACGAAUUUGUGUCUGCGUCCAGCCCCGCUAGCCAGUCCCGCCCGUGGGUCUUGAUGACUACGUUCCCCAGCAAGGAUCUUACGGACAAGGGUGCUGUCCUGGGGGAAAUGGCCGACUUCAAGAGGGGCGGCGUGGUGGUGCAGAAAAAACCAGAAGAUGCCUCUGGACGGAGUCAAGAACGUGGUGCUGGAUAUGCGACUAACAUUUCUGAUCGGGAACAGGUCCUCUCCGGCAAAGGCGGCGUCGGCAAAUCCUCCGUGACGCUGCAGCUGGCCCUGGCGCUCUCCCUGCAGGGCAAAUCCGUGGGGAUCCUCGACAUCGACCUCACGGGGCCCUCGAUCCCGCGAUUAGUCGGCCUGGAAGAUGCAAAGAUCACGCAAGCGCCCGGCGGCUGGCUGCCUGUUCCCGUGCAUACCGCUGUCGAUGCACCAGCACCAGCCUCAGCAUCGCCAUCGCCAUCGCCAUCGCCAUCGCCACCUUCUCCUACCUCUACCACCACCACAACACCCGCCCAAGACCACCACCAAGAACCCACCACAUCCCCCCCCUCCACCCCCCGCGGCCCACUACACUGCAUGUCCCUCGGCUUCCUGCUACGCUCGCGCUCCGACGCCGUCAUCUGGCGCGGCCCUAAGAAAACCGCCAUGAUCCGACAAUUCCUCUCGGACGUCCUCUGGGGGGAGACCGAUUAUUUGCUGGUCGACACCCCGCCCGGCACGAGCGACGAGCACAUCGCCCUCGCCGAGCAGCUCCUCACGCUGUGCAGCACCGGCCCUUCCCCUUCCCCUGCCAACGCCCCUCAAUCCCCAGCGACGCAGGCAACGCCCCCCCGCCUCGCCGGCGCCAUCCUCGUCACCACCCCGCAGGCCAUCGCCACCUCCGACGUGCGCAAGGAAGUCAACUUCUGCGUCAAGACGCAGAUCCCCACGCUGGGCGUCAUCGAGAAUAUGUCCGGGUAUACGUGUCCGUGCUGUGGGGAGGUGACGAAUCUGUUUUCGAGCGGGGGCGGGGAGGUCAUGGCGAGGGAGAUGGGGGUCAGGUUUCUGGGGAGCGUGCCGGUGGAUGUUGGGUUUGGGGCGUUGGUGGAGGGGAGGGGGAUUGGGGCGGAUGGGGAGGGGAGUGAUCUGGAGGAGGACGAGGAGGAACAGGAAAAGGAAAAGGAAAAGGAGAAGGUGGAUGAUGAUCGGCCUUUGGUUGAGAAGUAUCGGGAGGGGUGGUCUUAUGCUCGGUUUGAGGGGUUUGCGAGGACGUUGAUUGCGGAGAUUGAGGGGUAG
Molecule: messenger RNA, 2295 nt
Organism: Aspergillus aculeatinus CBS 121060
Lineage: Eukaryota; Fungi; Ascomycota; Eurotiomycetes; Eurotiales; Aspergillaceae
Product: P-loop containing nucleoside triphosphate hydrolase protein
Exons: 5
Coding region: 1-2295 (764 amino acids)
Biological process (GO): iron-sulfur cluster assembly
Cellular component (GO): cytosol
Molecular function (GO): ATP-dependent FeS chaperone activity; ATP binding; 4 iron, 4 sulfur cluster binding
Source: RefSeq, a predicted model, not a curated record